Anolis carolinensis (green anole) is the source of this 2299-nucleotide messenger RNA. RefSeq names its product C-X-C motif chemokine receptor 3 (gene cxcr3). The record is from RefSeq and is a predicted model, not a curated record. The transcript has a single exon. The coding region runs from base 13 to 1107 and encodes 364 amino acids. Lineage: Eukaryota; Metazoa; Chordata; Lepidosauria; Squamata; Anolidae. Gene Ontology annotation, biological process: inflammatory response; cell chemotaxis; positive regulation of cytosolic calcium ion concentration. Gene Ontology annotation, molecular function: C-C chemokine receptor activity; C-X-C chemokine receptor activity; C-C chemokine binding. Gene Ontology annotation, cellular component: membrane; external side of plasma membrane.
GGAGACGAUGCCAUGGUCUUAACCAGUGGGGACCUCUUUGACUUAGUCGGCAACUCCUCCGACGGCUAUUACGAUUACGACAACUGGACCGACGCCUGCUGCUCGUCCUCCUCCGUUUGCAACUCCAACGCGACCCAGGGCUUCUCUGGCAGCUUCCUGCCCGCUUUCUACAGCUUGAUCUGCCUCUUAGGCUUGUGGGGCAACGGGAUGGUCAUCGCGGUCUUGCUGCGUGCCAAGGAGGCUCUGGCCGGGACGGACGUCUUCCUCUUCAACCUGGCCGUGGCCGACAUCCUCCUGGUGCUGACCCUCCCUUUUUGGGCCGUCCAGGAGGCCCGCGGAUGGGUCUUCGGCACCUUCCUGUGCCGCGUGGUGGGCGGUGCCUUCAAGAUCAACUUCUUCGCCAGCAUCUUCUUCUUGGUCUGCAUCAGCCUGGACCGCUACCUCUCCAUUGUCUGUGUCGUCCGCAUGUACAGGCGCAGCAAGGCCUCCGCCGUCCACCUCACCGCCGUGGCCGUCUGGGUCGCGUGCCUCCUCCUCACCGUGCCGGACUUUGUCUACCUGUCUGCCGAGUAUGACUCACGCCAAAAGUCCACCUCCUGCUCGCUGGUCUUCCCGCCGGAUUCGGCCACGCAGUGGAAAGUGGGCCUGAGCCUCUUCAACCAAGUGGGCACCUUCUUCCUGCCCUUGCUGGCCAUGGGCUACUGCUACGCCCACAUCGUCUUCACCCUGUUGCUGUCCAAGGGUUUCCGAAAGCACAAGGCCAUGCGGGUCAUCUUGGCCGUGGUGGGCGCCUUCUUCCUCUGCUGGCUGCCGUACCAUUCAAUCCAGUUCGCCACCACUUUCCUCAAACUGGACUGCGCUUGGCAGGAGAGGCUGGAGGUGGCCGAAGUGGUGGCCACCGCCUUGGGCUUCUUCCACUGCUGCCUCAACCCGCUCCUCUACGCCUUCAUGGGCGUCAAGUUCCAGCACCGGUACCUGGAGCUGCUCCAAAAGCUGGGCUGCGUCAAUCACGGGUUCGUGGCCAGGUAUAGCAGGCAGGGCUCGGCCCUCCGGAGGGAGUCCACCUGGUCCGAAAGCACCGAAACCACCUAUUCCGGAGGCUUCUAGGGCAUUUUGCAGAACAGCUGCCUCCUGCUAGGCGUUUCCAUCCGUAUCCGUAUUGCCCAAAGUGAGCUUCUGCUCUGGUUUCACUCUGGACUUUAAAAGGACCAAAUCCAAGGGAUGCAGCUGAAUUCAGCCUAUGUGGCCUUCCAAAUAACAACAACAACAAUAAUAACAGAGGCACAACUAUGUGGCCCAAAUGAUUCAUUGGAACUUAUUCACUUCACUUUCUUAUUUCACUUCACUUUAUUUCUUAAUUAGUCGCUCUCCACCAGAGUGCUCUGAGCGACUUACAAUUUAAAAUAUCAUUCCACAAUAGAAAACAUUCAUCAUAAAAACAUUCAACCUAAAAAACAUUCAACAGUGACUAUUUGGCAAAUUAGAUCUGAUUUACUUAAAUGCACAACCAAACAGCCUCAAGUACCACCUGUCAGCAGCAAAGAACUGGUGGGAUCACAAACCUGCAAAAGUAUUGGAAAAUGAGCACGCAAAGAUACUGUGGGACUUUUGAAUCCAGACUGACAAAGUUCUGGAACACAACACACCAGACAUCACAGUUGUGGAAAAUAAAGGUUUGGAUCAUUGAUGUCGCCAUCCCAGGUGACAGUCGCAUUGACGAAAAACAACAGGAAAAACUCAGCCGCUUUCAGGACCUCAAGACUGAACUUCAAAGACUCUGGCAGAAACCAGUGCAGGUGGUCCCGGUGGUGAUGGGCACACUAGGUGCUGUGCCAAAAGAUCUUAGCCGGCAUUUGGAAACAAUAGGCAUUGACAAAAGUAUGAUCUGCCAACUGCAAAAGGCCACCCGACUGGGAUCGGCACGCAUGAUCCGAAAAUACAUCACACAGUCCUAGGCACUUGGGAAGUGUUCGACUUGUGAUUUUGUGAUACGAAAUCCAGCAUAUCUAUCUUGUUUGCUGUGUCAUACAAUAAAACAAUAACAGCAAUAGCAACAGCAACAUCAGCAGCAACAAUAUGAUGGACUACCAAUGCUGGACUACAACUCUUGUAUGAUUAAUAUUACAGUAGAGUCUCGCUUAUCCAACGUAAACAGGCCAGAAGAACGUUGGAUAAGCGAAUAUGUUGGAUAGUAAGGAGGGAUUAAGGAAAAGCCUAUUAAACAUCUAAUUAGGUUAUGAUUUUACAAAUUAAGCACCAAAACAUUAUGUUGUACAACAAAUUUGACAGAAAAGGUAGU